Molecule: messenger RNA, 1041 nt
Organism: Rotaria socialis
Lineage: Eukaryota; Metazoa; Rotifera; Eurotatoria; Philodinida; Philodinidae
Source: the annotation of a GenBank genome assembly
AUGGCGGUAAAUGAUAGUGCAAUGUCGAAAAAAGUUUGCUCAAAAUGUGAUAAAACGGCAGGAUCCUUUUCAUGUGAUGGUUGUCAGCAUUCAUUUUGUUUAAAACAUGUUACUGAACAUCGUCAAGAAUUAGUUUCGGAAAUUGAUAUUAUCGAACAAAAUCAUGAUAUUUUUUAUCAAGAUUUAUUAAAUCAAGCACAAAAACAUGAUGAGCAUAUAAUUUUCAAUCAAAUCUAUCAAUGGGAAAAAGAAUCUAUUCUUAGAAUUGAACAAACAGCUACAGACGCAAGAGCUGAAUUGCAGAAAAUACUUGAUAGUAUUAUAGAUCAUGGAACAGAUUCGCUGAAUAAAAUCUCUUCUGAAUUACGUCGAGCUCGAGAAUUGGAUGACUUUUUUGAAACUGAUCUUGCUCGAUGGAAUGAAAAGUUAAAACUUCUUCGUACAGAAAUUGAAUCCAUGUCAAAUAAUAUCUAUCUGAUCAAUGAAAAUGCAAUAUCAUGCAUCAAAUUUAUUGAAGUUGCACGAAAACAAACAAUCAAAAGCCCCGACGCAAAAGAAUCGAGUCAUUUUUCUUGGCUAUCUGACGUAAAAGCAUUAUUUGAUGAAUUCUCCGAGAAAUCAUCUCUGGCAAAAAGUGGCAAGAAGAAUUCUGCACAAGCCACCUCAAAAAAGGGCAGUAUUAAAAUUGUUGAUGUGAAUAAUACUGAUCAUUAUAUUGAUAUUGAACAUGAUGGUUCAACUAAAAAAGAUCAAAAUAUGACAGGAUGGAUGAUUGGACGCGAUGUAAAUAAAGAAUCAAAAUUUAUUUACAGAUUCCCAGAUCAUUUUAUUCUUAAAUGCCGAUCGAAAGUACGUAUUUCGUCUAGCAGCAAAACAAGUGAAACUACGAAAGAAAAAGACAAGAAUCUAUUAAUUUAUGAAGAUACGCAAUUCUGGAAUACAGGCUCAUACGUAGUUACACAUUUAAUUGAUAAUAACGAUGAAGAAAAAGAUUCAACGAUUCAAACAAGUCCAUCAUCAUCAUCAUCAUCAUCAUCAUGA